Scophthalmus maximus (turbot) is the source of this 1511-nucleotide messenger RNA. RefSeq names its product angiopoietin-related protein 5. Lineage: Eukaryota; Metazoa; Chordata; Actinopteri; Pleuronectiformes; Scophthalmidae. The record is from RefSeq and is a predicted model, not a curated record. The transcript has 7 exons. Gene Ontology annotation, biological process: Tie signaling pathway; angiogenesis. The coding region runs from base 122 to 916 and encodes 264 amino acids. Gene Ontology annotation, molecular function: receptor tyrosine kinase binding.
CAGGAAGUGACAGCCGUUAUUGACGGAGGAGGUGUGGUCAGUUAAGUCAGUGUGAUAAAGGUGCUGCUUCUGUUGUGGAAGUUGAGCUGGGAUACAAGGAUCAUCUGACGCAGAGGUCAAAAUGUCUCUCAGUCUGGUUGCUUACUGUGGACUCAUCUUGGCAUGUCUCCUGAGCCUCUCACAACAGGCUGAGGCAUGGCAGAGAGAAGGUCCUCCUCAAGGAACCGACUGCACACAGAUUAAGGCUCUGUCACCGCAAGCAUCCAGUGGGGUUUAUGUAAUCCAGCCGCCCGGCGCCAAGACCCAGUUAAAGGUGUUCUGUGAGAUGCGUCCAGAUGGAGGUUGGAUGGUGCUUCAGAGGCGCAGCGGAGGAGCAGUUUCCUUCAACCAAGAGUGGGCAGCAUAUAGAAAUGGUUUUGGAAACUUGACAGAGGACCACUGGCUCGGCCUGAGGAAGGUUUUCUCCGUGACCAGGAACAAGUCCAAGAAGUGGACCCUCCGGGUGGACCUGUGGGACCACGAGGAGGGCGCCGUCUUCGCCGAGUACAAAAAGUUUAGGCUGGGAAGUGAGAAAGCAGCUUUCAAACUGCAUGUCGGAAAAUACAAAGGAAACGCAGGCGACGCCAUCCGUGGCGCCUAUGCGGGCAUUGACCAGAAUGGCUCCGGCUUCAGCACUAUUGACCGUGACAACGACGGCUGCGACCCGUGCAUCUUCGGCGACAUUGCCGAAAGGGAAUGCACCUCCUCUCAGGGCGGCGGUUGGUGGUACAGUCGCUGUGGUUCGGCCAGCCUGAAUGGUGACUGGCACCCUUCUGGAAAUCACAUCGGUUGGUCAUCCGGCCUUCACUGGCACACCUGGAAAAGCCCCGCGCCAUACUCGGCCAAGGCCAGCAGAAUGAUGAUCAAGUCUGCGUGAUUUUAGACGCCCAUUUUUAAGACAAGCCUCUUAUCUUUUUUACAUGCACUACUGCUUUCUCUAAAUAUGGUGGUGUUCCUGUUUGUUUCACACUUCACGGGUGCCUUUGCAGAUUGUCUAUUCUUUCCAAGUAUCUGCAUGUCAACUCCUUAUUAACAUGUAAGAUGGGAAUUUAGCCACCAAUAAUGUUGAUAAUUGAUCUCCUGCUAGUGAUAGAGGGGGAUUCAUUUCGGAACUUAAAGGGAUAUGAAAGACAUGGCAAGUGAUGCAACUAAUCUUGUUUACAGGCAUCCCUGUUACAAACUCACAAUUCUUUGUUACAUAAAUUACUCCUCUGAAGUUUGAACAAGCAGUUAAUGCUUGGGGCUCGUGCUCAGUUAUAAUUUUUUUUUGCUUUUGUGUUUUGUUAUUUUCAGUACAGAGUGAAUUAAGAUUUUGAUUAAUUUAAUUUAAUGCAACAAAGUCCACAUAAAGGACACAGUUUGUAAAGACUUUUCAUGAGUGCUAACAAUUCACUAAGUGUAUUUCUUCCAUUAUAAUAAUAAACAAUAAUCUCUGUAUUAAUAUGGUCAUUAAAGGCUGUUUAGUCAACAAA